This is a messenger RNA of Perkinsus marinus ATCC 50983, 1221 nucleotides long. RefSeq lists its product as hypothetical. The transcript is spliced from 9 exons. The record is from RefSeq and is a predicted model, not a curated record. The coding region runs from base 1 to 1221 and encodes 406 amino acids. NCBI's taxonomy places the organism in Eukaryota, Perkinsozoa, Perkinsida, Perkinsidae.
AUGCCUCCCAUAAGAGGACAGAAUGUGGACGGCAACGGGAUGAACUUCAUGGAAGUCGUUUUCGAGAAUAUGAGGGAUUUAGGCGAACCCGAUGUGGAAAUAAUAAGGGUUAAUAGAAUUCUGGAGGAAAAUUACUUUGACACUGCGGAGUCUUUCGCUACUACAACGCCAGAUAUUUGGGAUGCGCUUUGCCUCCCUCGAAACGUUAUGGAAGCUGUAAUGAGAGAAAUCACGAUGGACAAUCGAGGAGUCGAUAAGGAGUGGGAAAGGAGGCGACAGGAAGCCGCUAGGCGGGGAGAAGAGAAGCGAACAGUUCAGUUGGGGGAGCAGGCGGUUUCUGCUGGGGAUGGUCGUGGGUUCGAUCCCGGCAGUGCGGAAAAACGUAUUGAUUCUGUGGAAGUUGUACCGUACGCGCUGAAACGCCUGGGAGAUUCUCAUGUGUCUUGGGUGGCAGUUUUACAAGAAGCAGUUCAGAGGUUGACGAAUAAGAAUACCGCCCCUGGGGUUGGACUUUUCGAUUGGGAAUAUGAAACCCGAUCAGCUGGAGUUGGCGGGGAGAAGUUGGAGUAUCGAGCCACAGUCUCCUUCCGGGUGGACAUACCGGAAGCAAACGGCGGCGUUGGAUAUUCUAAUCUACUUAUGAAAUUCAUCGGAUGUUGGCAUCCGACGAGGAAAGUCAGUCAACGCGAAGCUGCCCGGAACGCUAUUGAAACGCUGAAACUAAAUGUUGAUGAUUUGAUAGCACGGCAUGGUGGCGACCCGAACGCGAAUAUUCUGCAAUCGGUUCACAUUCGCUUACAACGAUACUUCGGACAAAGACUUCAUAGGGCGGGCGCUACUGUUAUGGAGUGGAAACAUAUAUGCAGCAAGAUUGAAGAGGAGAGUCCGAAUGGUUCGGCGGUAAAAACGGAAGAAUUUAAUAGUGAAGGACUGGGAACUGCGGGGGUACGGCCGGAAGAUGAAAUUGGUCUUUGGCAAUCAACAGUGACGGUGCCGCAAUUACAAAAGGAAUUCACAUCAGAUUGGAAAAAUUGCAAAAAAGACUCCCAAAAUGACGCUUGUUUCAAAUUGGCGGCGUUUCUGGAUAGCAUUGGAGUUCCCCAGGCUAAUGAGAAUCCGGUCGAAAAAAAGGGUCUUCUCGAUUUACAGGAGGACCGUACGACAGAGAAGGAGCGAAAAAUAGAAGAUUUUCGGGUGGAAAUUUUGAGAGAAUUCCGAUGA